Dermacentor albipictus is the source of this 789-nucleotide messenger RNA. NCBI's taxonomy places the organism in Eukaryota, Metazoa, Arthropoda, Arachnida, Ixodida, Ixodidae. The record is from RefSeq and is a predicted model, not a curated record.
AUGAAAGUGCUGGCUGGAAGAGCUGGAGAGGGCCAGGAGGGCAGAACACGAGCAUUAAGCCGGGCCAAUGGGCGUGUGAGUGAAGGCAGUCUCGUUCGCCGUCCCAACCUGCGCAAGCCCAAAAAGCAGGGGGAGGGCCACAACCAAAGUGAGCCCAAAGGCAUUGACCGGGAAGGAGGAACUCCUUCUCGGGAUGGCUCCCGACGCGCCCCUAGGGAACUUUCAGACACAAGGUCGCAUGUUGAUGUUGAUAAUAGCAUCACCUACUCACAUCGUUACGUCUGGGUUGAUGACACGUGCAAGUGCUCAUUUUACAUUGGGAACACGUCAAGCAGUGUGAUUAAGGAUGAAGUUCGUGCCCUGUCAGAUGUCAUCCGCAGUCUAUGCUUUGUAAAUAGGCACGGUGCGUUCCUGAACUUUGAGAUCCCAAAAGUGGCUACUGCACCACUGGAGCUCCAGCGUAGCAUGCAGCUCAAGGGGAAGUCAGUGCAAGUAGAGCCUAGAAGACCCGGGAGCAGUUCCACAUACAAGUCAGACCGCCUGCUCUAUGCACCAGAAUUUCCUGAUGACAAAGGCAUGGAUACCCUUGGCCCGCUGUUUCCUGAUGCCCUGCUCACUGACCGCCGUGAAGGCAAGGUGCUGCUGAGAUUCAAGGACAAUGCAAGUGCCACAAGUGCCAUCAAACAAGUUAUUGCUCAUGAUGGGAAAAACUAUAAUUUCAGUUUUGCUGCCACUCGUAAAAGAUGGAGCCACCGGGGUCCGCAACGAGCAUUAUGGCGUGGAGGGUAG